CCGGGCGGCCGGUGAGGAGCGCGCGCGGGUCCACGUAGCCCGGCGGCGCGGCCCCGGUGCCUCCCGCGCGCGGCCUCGGUCCGCGGCGCUCCGAGCGCCAUGAAGCUGCUGCGGCGCGCGUGGCGGCACCGGACGGCGCUGGGCCUGGGCGGCCUGGCGCUGGGCGGCGCCGCGCUGCUCUACCUGGCGCGCUGCGCCGGCCCCGCCGCGCCCGCCGACCCCGCGCCCGCCGGCCCCGCGCGCGCCGCCGCCUUCCUGGCGGUGCUGGUGGCCAGCGCGCCGCGGGCGGCCGAGCGGCGCAACGUGGUCCGCAGCACGUGGCUGGCGGCGCGGCGCGGCGGCCCGGCGGACGUGUGGGCGCGCUUCGCCGUGGGCACCGGCGGGCUGGGCGCCGAGGAGCGGCGCGCCCUGGAGCGCGAGCAGGCCCGGCACGGCGACCUGCUGCUGCUGCCGGCGCUGCGCGACGCGUACGAGAACCUCACGGCCAAGGUGCUGGCCAUGCUGGCCUGGCUGGACGAACACGUGGCCUUCGAGUUCGUGCUCAAGGCGGACGACGACUCCUUUGCGCGCCUGGACGCGCUGAUGGCCGAGCUGCGCGCCCGCGACCCCGCGCGCCGCCGCCGCCUCUACUGGGGCUUCUUCUCGGGGCGCGGCCGCGUGCGGCCCGGGGGCCGCUGGCGCGAGGCCGCCUGGCAGCUCUGCGACUACUACCUGCCCUACGCGCUGGGGGGCGGCUACGUGCUCUCGGCUGACCUGGUGCGCUACCUGCGCCUCAGCCGCGAGUACCUGCGCGCCUGGCAUAGCGAGGACGUGUCGCUGGGCGCCUGGCUGGCGCCAGUGGACGUGCAGCGCGAGCACGACCCGCGCUUCGACACUGAGUACAAGUCCCGUGGCUGCAACAACCAGUACCUGGUGACGCACAAGCAGAGCCUGGAGGACAUGCUGGAGAAGCACCGGACGCUGGCGCGCGAGGGCCGCCUGUGCAAGCGGGAGGUGCAGCUGCGCCUGUCUUACGUCUACGACUGGUCGGCGCCGCCCUCGCAGUGCUGCCAGAGGAAGGAGGGCAUCCCCUGACCGCCCCGAGCCGGCCCGCUCUCCCGGGACCCCGGGCUCCCGGCGCACGGCGUCCUGCCACGCGUGGUGCUGCGUGGAGGCUGGGACCGAGUCCUUGGGGGCCUCCCGCCGGCCUUCCACUGGCGAAGCUGACAGCUUUUCGCUGGUCGUUAGCAUGAGGCCAGCCCUCGAGAGGACCCAGUUCACCUAGUGAUCGCGGGCUUCCAUGCAGCUGCAGAGCAGCAGUGGACAACGCCUAAGCCCUGGCUCGGGUCUGCACCCAUACAUGGUGGCCCACCAGAGAGCAUCUUGUUCUGGGUCUGGGGCCAGCAUCAUGUCCAGGCAGAAAUGUCCUGUCCUCAGAUUUCAGCAUUUGCCUGAUGUGGACGCGUCAGCGGGCAGCCCUGUGGGCCUGUCCAUGCACCGUCCUCUCCCAGGCGGGUGCCGAGGAGCCAGAGGAUGGAGCUGGCAGGACUUGCAGGACCUGACCCCAAAGAUGAAUCCCCUUCGGGGCUGGGGACAGGUUGGGUCCUUCAUCUACAGUAUUGACCGUCCACCUGCACCAAGCCCGUGAGCAUGGGUAACUGGGCCCUGGCACUUGGAGACUUGCCGUGUGAUGCAACCCAACGGCUUUUAUCAAAGUGACUGUCGUUUUGUGCAGUUAGGUCACCUCCUUUUUCGUGUCCUGCUGGUAUCACUUGUCAUGUGUACGUCUAGGAUGUAACUUCAUGUCACGUGAAUCAGCUUUCCUGGUGUUUUGGUUUGUGUGUCUGUCUGGAGUGAAUUCGUGGUACAUGUAGUUCAGAGCUUGCCUGUGACUUAUUUAUAAGUUUUGUGAAUUUGUAAAGAUAAGAGUUUCAUCUGGAAAUGUGUGGGUCUCCAUAUAUUUUAAGUUAUUUAAGAGAAGACUUUUCUAUCAGAGCUUGGAAUUUGUGAAUUAAUCUGUUUUUACAUCUUAAGUUGUAGACCCAUUUGCUGUUCAAGCGUUGAAAUGUGGAAGAAUUCAAAAGUGUCCACCUCCCUGCCGUUUACAAGGAAGGUGACCCCACUGUCUCUAAAAACACUUUACUUUAAGGCUUCCUUGUGGCCGCACAGGGCAAGUGUUUCUGGAAGCGCUGACGAGGUUUCCUAAAAUCUGUCUUGAGACAGCCUUGAUGUGGCAGGUCCCCUUGGGGACAGCAGGUGUUCGCGGCACCCUUGCACAUGCCCAGAAGGUUGGGUCUUUCCCUUUUCCCCAAUAAACAUGAAAAGUGAGCACUGUGGUCAUGGCAGAAGUCAAAUAA
Messenger RNA from Hippopotamus amphibius kiboko, 2336 nucleotides. It is a transcript of the gene B3GALT6, whose product is annotated as beta-1,3-galactosyltransferase 6. Bases 100 to 1074 code for a protein of 324 amino acids. Gene Ontology annotation, biological process: glycosaminoglycan biosynthetic process. Gene Ontology annotation, molecular function: UDP-galactosyltransferase activity. NCBI's taxonomy places the organism in Eukaryota, Metazoa, Chordata, Mammalia, Artiodactyla, Hippopotamidae. The record is from RefSeq and is a predicted model, not a curated record. The transcript has a single exon. Gene Ontology annotation, cellular component: membrane.